Messenger RNA from Necator americanus (New World hookworm), 3936 nucleotides. RefSeq lists its product as uncharacterized. Gene Ontology annotation, molecular function: RNA polymerase II complex binding. The transcript is spliced from 26 exons. Gene Ontology annotation, biological process: regulation of DNA-templated transcription; transcription elongation by RNA polymerase II. The record is from RefSeq and is a predicted model, not a curated record. NCBI's taxonomy places the organism in Eukaryota, Metazoa, Nematoda, Chromadorea, Rhabditida, Ancylostomatidae. Bases 1 to 3936 code for a protein of 1311 amino acids. Gene Ontology annotation, cellular component: Cdc73/Paf1 complex.
AUGUCUCGGUCCGUUUCAAUACCUUUGCGAGACAGUGUUGAAGACGCUGAAAGUCUGAAGCGACUCCGUCGUUUUUCAAUAGAAGUAUGGAAUCUCACACAAAACUGGACGUCCAUCUCUUCAGAAUCCGCUACAGUUCUUGAACGUCUAAUCAACAACAAAUUACGGGUUUUGUAUGCUCGUCCUGAUCAGGAGCAACAGCUCACAGGCUCUAAAGAAGGUGUCGAGACGGUGGUUUUAGACUACGAUACAAAACAAAGGCUUCUGUCCGAUAUUGUAAGGGAUGCGGAGAAACUAUGUGGUUUUAUCAAAGAUUUGGAGAGAAUAGUCGCUAAAUUCCACACUGCUAAUACACGAGUGGAAUCUUAUAUGAAGCUUUAUCCGAAUCCAGGACCAACAGCAGCUAAUAUUCUGAAAACUCUUUCCGAAGCUCUUCCGGAUGUGAUAAGAAUGUACGAAAAAGAAGUUAGCGCCAGGAAAGCAGGACUUAGUGAUUUGGGCCAUUGGGAACACCGUGAUGUCUUUGCAGCUGUUGCUCUGACUUUUAAAUAUGAACCGUUUAUUGAUAGCAACAUUCUGUCCAGACUAUUCGCUUUAGAAAUCAUAGAGAUCUCUUUUGAUGCCUUACCGGAAGGCGAUGAGGUGCUUGAAAUUUUACGGGCGGAGAAAGCGUCACUACAUUUUUGGAUCGACUUAGGUUUAGAAUACUAUCGCUGUGGCCGAGUUGAUGACUUUGUUCGGUUAUUGGAAGUUUCUGGAAGCGAGGCUUCACUAGACUAUCCAGAAGUUGAAAAUGACCAAAUGCGAGCGUUGGAUAUACUUGCAGCGUACUAUGUUAAACUGGGUCAUAAGGAAAGAACGUCGAAAGAGCGAAAAAGAGAUUUGUUUUCUAAAGCUACACUACUUUAUACAACAGCGGAUAGAAUAAAAAUGUAUGAUAUGCCACAUUUAACGGGACGAGCUUAUUUUUGUUUGGUUGAAGCACGAGCUAGUAAAGUGGAUCAAGCAGACCAACAAUUCAAUUUUGUUUUGAAGCAGGAUGCGUACGAUAUACCUGCAAUGAUGGGUAAAGCUAUAAUAGCUUUCAGCAAGCAGGAUUAUAAGACAGCGUUGUAUUUUCUUAAAAGGGCCCUACGACAAAAACCAGAUGGUCCUGCGGAUAUGAGGGUUGGAAUUGGCUAUUGUUUAGCAAGGUUGGGCUUAACAGAAAAGGCAAGGAUUGCUUUCGAGCGUGCACUUGAACUUCAGAACGACAAUGUUUGCGCCUUGUCGGCAUUAGCCAUCCUGGAUUACAAUACCCACACCGUUGAGGGUGCUCAAAGUGCUGUAGCAUGUCUUGGCCAAGCGUAUAGCUUGGAACCUGAGAAUCCUGUUGUUCUUGUCCAUCUUGCUAAUCACUUUUUCUUCAAAGGAGAAAUGGGAAAAGUUGAGCGUUUAGCAUGGCACGCGAUGAACAUGACGGAAAGCGAUGAAAUUAAAGCUGAAGCUUGCUACAUUCUUGCGCGGUAUUUCCAUUUCAACAGGGACUAUGAGAAAGCGUUUAAGUACUAUUACCAAGCAACAACAUUGAAUCAUCCUACCUUCGUUUUGCCUCAGUAUGGUCUUGGACAAUUGUACAUUAUGCGAGGAGAGUUCAAUCAGGCAAUUGCUGCAUUUGAAGUUGUCUUGAAGUCAAUGCCUAACAACAUAGACACUAUGAAAGUGCUUUCUGCAUUGUACGCUCAUACUGAUCCUGGAAAUCAAGAACGUCAGGACAAAGCCAGAGAGAUGUUGUCGAAAGUUCUGGAGGCUACUCCAAAUGAUGUAGAAGUUCUCAUUGAUCUUGCCCAACUUCUGGAGGGAGUAGAUCCUCAGAGAUCACUCACUUUGUACGAGAAUGCUUGCGAUUUGAUCAAAACCAGCGAAGAUGGGCUUCAAAUUGAUCCACCUGCAGCUAUUCUGAACAAUAUUGGUGCUUUGCACAUGACAAUGGAGAACUACGAUAGGGCGAAGGAAUAUUUCGAAGCAGCAGAAGCAAAGCUUCAGGAAGAUUUGGAAGGAGAUCUUUGCGAUUCGAAACUCUCCUCGUAUGUUAUCACUAUGAGAUAUAAUCUGGCACGGUGUUUGGAGCAUCUUUGUUUGUUUGAAGACGCUGAAGUGCUAUAUAAGGGCAUACUAAGAGAGCAGGAGAACUACACGGAUUGUUACUUGCGACUUGGCUGCCUUGCGCGCGAUCGCGGUCAGAUCUACGAAUCGUCUGUUUGGUUCAAAGAAGCCAUGUCCGUUGAUCAGAAUAACGCUGACUCAUGGGUGCUCAUAGGAAAUCUGCACAUGUCUAAACACGAGUGGGGUCCUGGUCAAAAGAAGUUCGAGCAAGUUUUGAACAAAAUGGAUAAAGAGGAUGCGUACUCUUGGGUGUCCCUUGGUAACGUUUGGAUGGAAAUGUUGUUCAACCUGGGAAGGAAGAAGACGGACGAUCAGGCCCAAGAAGCGAAAUACAUGGACCGUGCUCUGCAGAUGUUUGGAAAGGCGUUGAAAAUUGAGCCAAAAAACAUUUGGGCAGCGAACGGAAUUGGAUGCGUGUUGGCUUCGAAAGCCAUGUGGCAGGACGCUCGUGACAUAUUUGCUCAAGUUCGAGAAGCUACUUCAGAAUUCGAAGAUGUUUGGAUAAAUAUUGCUCACGUCUAUAUUGAGCUUGGACAGUACGUUCCGGCAUUGCAAAUGUAUUCUAAUGCAAUCAAGAAGUUUGAAAGAGAGCAGGAUCAUCAGUGCUUACUAUAUCUUGCUCGAGCAUAUUAUAAAGCUGGGAAGCUGACCGAAAGUCUACAAACUCUUGAGAAGGCCAUGCUAGAAGCGCCAGACAAUGUUUUAAUCAAGUUCAACUACGCGUUCGUUCUAAAACUGUCUGCUACUGAAGUUUUACAAGAGAUGAAAUCAACUGCAGCUCAAGUUAAAGGUGCUAUGGACGAUCUGAAGACAGCGGAGAGGAUGUUUUCUUUCGUCUCUGGGAAUAAGGAUGAAACUCUGUCUGGUGUGCGAUAUGUAUCACGAACUCACGCUGGUGAAGAAGCGAGGGCUUGCGGUGAUCUUCUGAAACAGGCACAAACAUAUUUGGUUCGAGCACAACAGAGGGAUGAAGAAGAUGAAAGACAGAAAGCUAAGCAACAAGCGGAAAUAGAAGCUCUCCGGCAGAAAAUGGCUGAAGAAAUUGCAGAACGCGAGAGAGAAUUACGUGAUAAGCAAGCAUCAAUGGCUAACAUGAGGAAUGAAUAUGUGCAGAUGACGAAGAAUUUGUUGCGGAUACCCGAGCUCGUUGAAGAGAAGAAAGGACGAGGAGGAGGUCGGCGGAGGAAAGGCGAAGCUGGUGAUGAGUUCGUCAACGAUAGCUCAGACAUGGGCAGCUGGCACGGAGGAGAAGGUGGUGAAGAGCACGGCGAAAGAAAGAAAAAAGAUAAAUCAGCUAAAAAGGCUUCAAGGAAGCGAAGAGAAAGGAGAGCUGCCGAUGCAGGUAGCGGAUCAGAGGGUGAAGAAGACGCGCAUGAAAGACGACGAAGAAAGAAAGAGGCCGCGGAAAGGAAAGCAGCAGCGAAGUUGUCGCAAAAACAACAAGCGAAGAUUAAAAGCCGUGCAUUUCUGUCUUCCGACGAUGAUUCUUCCGAUGGUGCACCUGUUCCUGUGCCCGAAGACGCUGGGGAGGAUAGUCCAAGACCGCCACGAAUCACAGAUUCAGAAGACUCCGACGACAGUGCGCCUCGUCAGCGGCGGAAAAAGAAUGUCAUGGAUUCUGAUGACGAGCAAUCAGACAGUGGAUCCGGAGGUGGACCGAUCAUCGGGGCAUCAGACAGCGAUCAUGACGUUCCAGCCGGGAAGGCUUCAGACAGCGAUGCAAACAGCGCUAAUCUGGCAUCUCCACCCAAAAAGAGAAAGCAAAUACAAAGUGAUGAUGAGAGUGACUAA